AUCAAUUUUCUUUUUCAAAAUGAUGAAAUACGAGGGUAAUGAGAGAUUAAAAGAUACCUCAAAAUGUGCAGAACUGCGAGCAAAUUUGAAAAUGUGCUUGUUAGAGAGCGAAUGCUGUAAAGUUCAUAAAUUUACACCAAGGGAGUGUCUUCGUUCACACAGCGAUCUUGUUCCUACUGAAUGUUAUGCUCUUCGAAAUUCAUUUUUCGAAUGCAAGCGAAGUAUUCUCGAUGCCAGAAGAAGGUUUAGGGGAAUCAAAGGAGACGAGGAUGCUAAAUCUUAGCUUUAAAAUAAAUCCUAAUAAAAUUAGGAGUCUGGUAUUUAAUGUUUAGUCCUUACGUAUACAUUUUAUGAUAAUAACUACUAUACAAAGACAAUGUAAAUAGAAGACGGAAGCUGGUUGAAAAUCAGAAAGCAAUGGAGAAAUUCUCAGAAAUGUUUUAUUAUCAUUGUUUUCUCAUUCGUUGUACAUGAUUUAAUAAAUCUUCGAUUAAAGUAGGUCUCUUCUUUAGAUUUAGAUUGUAAUCCUACAAUUAGCUUACAAUUUCCAGAGUUCUGGCACAAAAUUGCUGUCAGAAAUUGAGUUUUAAGAGGUUUUAUGCUUUUCAAGCGAUUUUGAAAAUGUUUGUUUCUGUAUUUUUUUUCAAUUCAAGAAUAAAGGCGAAGCAACUGU
Belonocnema kinseyi is the source of this 673-nucleotide messenger RNA. RefSeq names its product cytochrome c oxidase assembly factor 5. Gene Ontology annotation, biological process: mitochondrial respiratory chain complex IV assembly. Gene Ontology annotation, cellular component: mitochondrion. Lineage: Eukaryota; Metazoa; Arthropoda; Insecta; Hymenoptera; Cynipidae. The record is from RefSeq and is a predicted model, not a curated record. The transcript has 3 exons. Bases 20 to 283 code for a protein of 87 amino acids.